AUGGAUUCGGGGAGAGCUGAUGUCAGCAUGGGGUUUGUGGAGGCGGAGGAUUUCGGGCAGCACGUGGACUUGACGCAGCGGAUUCGCGAAGUGCUCGCGAAUUACCCCGAGGGUACCACGAUUCUCAAGGAGCUGAUUCAGAACGCCGACGACGCUGGCGCUUCCAAGGUGUCCUUCUGUCUGGACCAUCGCACUCACGGCACGGCGUCGCUCGCCUCCACGCCUCUCGCCCAGUUCCAGGGCGCUGCGCUGCUCGUGCACAACGACGCUGUUUUUUCGGAUGAGGAUUUUGCAAGCAUCUCACGGGUGGGAGACAGCGGCAAGCGCAAGCAGUCCUGGAAGACGGGCCGAUUCGGCAUCGGAUUCAACUCAGUCUAUCAUCUCACGGACCUCCCCUCUUUUGUCAGCCGUCAGUUCGUCACUUUCUUCGACCCGCACUGCGCCUACCUGCCCCGUGUCUCCGCAGCCAAUCCGGGCAAGAGAAUAGAUUUUGUCGCUGCCCGAGCGGCGAUGGCAGCGCAGCGGGACCAGUUCUCCCCGUACUGUGCAUUCGGGUGCGACAUGCAGAAGCCGUUUGCGGGGACGCUGUUCCGGUUUCCGCUGCGGACGGAGGAGCAGGCGGGGAAGAGCAAGCUGUCACGGCAGGCGUACAAUGCAGCUGACAUGGCGGCUCUGUUGAGGGAGUUUGAGGCUGAAGCAGUCUCCUCUUUGCUCUUCCUCAAGCACGUGGAGCGAGUGGACGUGUUGGAGUGGCAUCAGGGCGCCACCGCCCCCGCACCUCUCUUCUCCUGCCGCAUCUCCUCCCCCGACUCCCCCCUCCGCUUCCACCGUCAAGCCUUCUCCCGCCUCGCGCGCCCUGCUGCUGCUUCUGGUGCUACUGCUGGUGCUGCAGCGCCUGGAGCGUCAGGGGCUGGAGGGGGGGCAGGGUCAGGGGUGAUUUUCAGUGAGAAGGACAGCACGGAUUUUUAUGAGAUUGGGUUCGUUUGCGAGUCGUUUUCCCCGGGAAGUGCCCCUGAAACUGCUGGAGGGACUAAGGAGGCGGCUGGGGUGGGUGAGAAGGGGGGAGGGAGGAGGGAGGAGCGGUACUUUGUGUCUCAGAGGAUGGGAGGGGCGUUGGGUGCGGUGGGGCGCAUGGCAAGGCGAGCAGCGGAGGAGUAUGAUAUUCACCUGGUGCCGUGGGCGUCUGUGGCUGCUAGAGUGGGCUGUGAAGGAGACACACCAGACGCACCGGACGCCUCUUUCCAGGGCCGGGCCUUCUGCUUCCUGCCUCUCCCAGUGCGCCCCAACCUCCCAGUGCACAUCAACGGCUACUUUGAGCUCUCCUCCAAUCGCCGAGAUAUUUGGUUCGGCGAGGAUAUGGACAGAGCAGGCCGCCUUCGCUCCCAGUGGAACGCCGCCCUGCUGCAGCUCGUUGCCGCCCCGGCGUACCUCGAUCUGAUUCUCGAAGCCGCCCAGCGAAUCGGGCCGCGAGCGGAGUAUUUUGGACUGUUUCCCGCGGGCCCCACCUCGGAGCCCUGGCUUGGGAUGGUCGGGCAGCUGUACAAAAGUUUCGCAAAGCUGCCCGUUUUGUAUUCCAGAGGCCCUCAGGAGUUGCUAGCUGGGGUUGGGGCAGGUGGAGCUGGUGCUGUUACUGGUUUGACUGGUCCUGCUGCCGGUGCUGCUGCUGCGGGUGGUGGUGCUGGUGGUAUUGCUGGUUUAAUGGUGAGGGUGGGAGGAGGAUCAAAGGGCGAAGCAGCUUAUAAAGGGGACGGAAGCUGGGUGUCUCCUGCCACUGCUGUGUUCAGCGAUGAGGAAUUCCGCGAUCCAGAUGGCUUGGAGCUAGCUCUGGUUCGGGAGGGCCUGCCGAUCGUCCGCGUCUCGCCGAACCUCCGGGAGAUGCUCUUCCGGUGGUCCGUUUCCGAGCCUAGAAUCACCAUUCCUAGCGUGGUUCGGGCAAGGUUGAAAACGCCAGGUGUCCACAGGGGAUUGGAGAACAGAGAGGACGCGUUACUGCUGUUAGAGUAUUGUUUAGGGGAUGUGGUAGAUGAUGAAGCUGCAGAGGAGCUGGAUGGGCUUUUGCUGGUUCCUCUGGCGAAUCAGAGCCUGGGGAGGUUUGAGAGAGUGGGGGUAGUUGGGAGAGAAAUAGUUGUAGCUGCGUGGGAGAGAGGAGGGGAGGGGGAGAGAGGAGGAGGAGGAGGAGGAGGAGGAGGAGGAGGAGGAGGAGGAGGAGGAGGAGGAGGAGGAGGAGGAGGUGGAGGAGGAGGAGGAGAGGGAGGGGAGAGGUGGAAGGGGAGGAGGAGUGUGGAGUAUGAGUUACUAAAGGACAGGGCGGGAGGGAGAGUAGCGGACCUAAUGGGUGUGAGGGAGGAUGUGUAUGAGCGUCUGAGGAACAUCGCACUCUCUCCCUCUGCAGGCAAUCUCUCCCCACUCACUCCCUCACUCCUCCUUCGCCUGCUCCAGUCCCUGCUUCCCCCCGACUGGUUCGGACAGGACGAGGUUCCCUGGUUCGGCAGCGUCUCCGAACCUGCUGGUUCGGGGAAGUGCGCACUUUCAGCGGCUGUGGCGCCGCCGUCUGUCCGAUGGUUCGGGCUUCUUUGGCAGUAUCUGGCUGCCAGCUGUAAGGAUUUGACCGUGUUUUCCGGUUGGCCGCUGCUGCCGACGAAACAGAAGACACUGUGUGCGCUGGAGAAGGGACGGUCUAGGGUGAUUUUGGUUGAGGAGGAGGAGGGGGUGGAGGGGGUGGAGGGGGAGGGGAAGGAGAGAAAGGACGAGGGCGAGGGGAAGGAACGGGUUUUGUCGGCAGGUGGCGGUUUUCAUGCAAUUUCGGGGUUGCUGGUGAGGCUGGGCUGCCGUAUUCUCUGGAGGAAACUCCCUUCUGGUGUGGCGGAGGUGGGGCAUGUGGGGGAGGGUGGGGAUGUGCAGGGGGAAGCUGUGAAUGGGGAGGCUCUGCAGGUGGCGCAUCCGCAUCUGCACGAGUUUGUGCGGCCAGCCACAGGGGCAGGUGUGUUGGACGCUCUGCAGUCAGCAGCAGACUGGCAUGGAGUGCCCUUUGCCAUGCUCUUCCAGAUGGCUGAGACCGCUCUUGAUAAAGGUUCUCCUUCUGCUGCUGCUCCUCCUGGUGCUGCUGGUGCCCGUGGUGGUGGUGCUGCUGGUGUGGCUGCCCCAGCUGGUAGGACAGCUUCGGGUGGCUUGCUGUCCGAGGCUGCAGUCGAGGCUCGGCGGCAGCUUCGGGAGUUCCUGUGCUCGCCGCAGUGGUACGCUGGGAAUGCAAUGACGGAGGCUCGGCGCGUGCGGAUCUUCAAGUCUCUGCCCAUCUUCGAGGUCUACAGCAACCACCCUUCCACCCCCCCCACCAGUAGCAGCAACAGCAACAGCACCAACACCACAACUACCAGCACCAUCAGCAGCAGUAGCAGUGGAAGCACCACGGGCACCAACCCGACCGCCAUCCAUGCCUCCCUCCCUCUCUUUGUCGACCUGUCAUCCCCAUCCAUUCAGCGCUAUCUGGCACCCUCAGGGGUGGAACCAGCCCUGCUAGGCGAGUCCUUCCUUUGCCCCUCAGACGACCGCGAGGCUGCAGUGCUCUCCCGCGCCCUCGCCAUCCCCACGCUCCCCCGCCCGGCGUUUUUCAAGAUGCAGGUGCUCGCUAGGGUCCAAACGCUGCCGCCCGGGCUGCGAAACAGGACGAUGCUUGCCGUGCUGCAGGAGCUGCCGCAGCUGUGCACUGCGGAUCCGGGGUUGCGGGAUGUGGUGGCGAAUCUGGCGUUUGUGCCAGCGUGGGAUGGGAAAGGGGAUGGGCGACAGCAGCACAAGGUGCAGCAGCAGGAGGAGGUGGAGGGAGGGGAAGUAGCAGGCGCAUCAGCAGUAGGAGCAGCAGGAGGGCCAGGUGCGGCAGGUGCACCUGAGAUGGAUUCAGAUGUAGGAAAUGAGACGCUUUGCCGCCCAGUGGAUCUCUAUGAUUCUCGCAACCCCGAGCUCUGCCACCUGCUUCAAGGAAUGGCUGGCAACUGGUUCCCCGCCGCCCCGUUUUCGUCCUCUUCUGCCCUUGAGAUGCUACUCAGCGUGGGGCUCCGCAGUGCGGUUACCACCGAAACCAUUCUCAGCUGUGCUCGCGCUGUGGAGAGCAUUGCCGCUACAGAUGCGGCUGUAGCGCGGGUGCGCGGACGGGUUCUUUUGUCCUAUCUGGACGUGAACGCGGCAAGAUGGGUGCCUGUGGCGCAGGGGGGAAGCGCAGGGGCAGGGGGGGUAGGGGGGAGAAGAGGCAUGGGGGGCGGAGGCGGGGGAGGGGGAGGAGGGGGAGGGGCAGGAGGGGGUAUGUUUGCACGUGUAUCGAGCCUGUUCCAGAGCAGUGAAGCAGCGGAGGAGGCUCAGCGCGCAGCAGCUGAAAUGGCCUCGUUUUGGAACGAGCUGACCUCGAUCUCCUGGUGCCCUGUGCUCGUUCCCUCCCCUGCCCCGCCCUUCCUGCCUUGGCCAAGGGGAGGGGAGGCAAAUGCAAGUAGCGAGGAAGAAAACGUAUCAGGCGGGACAGGAGGUAAAGGGAGGGGAAGAGAGAGGGCAGACGAGUCUCGGCCUAGCCCCGUCGCUCCUCCUCGCAUCGUCCGCCCACAGAUCGACACCUGGCUUGCGUCAGCCAGCCUCCGGAUCCUGGACGGCGAGUGCCGCUCCACGCUGAUGUGGCACCAGCUAGGAUGGGCGCGGCCGCUGACGGGGAGUGUGCUGGCGGCGCAGCUGCUGGAGCUGGGGCGCGUGUGUGGCGCGGAGGUGGCGGAUAGGGGCGCGGGGAAGGCCCUGGCGGGGGCAGUGCCGAGGAUAUACACGAUGCUGUCGGACAUGCUGGGGCAGGAGGAGAUGGAGGUGGUCAAGGCGAUUCUUGAGGUGAGUGCUUCGCAGGGCAAGGUUUCCAGGAGGUGGGUGGGUCUGUCAGAGUACGGGCCGAUCUCCAUGGUGCUGCUCGUUAGAUAUGCUGGGGCAGGAGGAGAUGAAGGUGCGCAGGAGGAGGAGAUGAAGGUGGUGAGAGCCUUCUGUAGGUGGGUGUGGGUGGGAGACGGUUUCUGCUCGACCACAGAGUGCGCCUUCUCCGGUCCCAUCCACCUCGCCCCCUACCUGCGCAUCAUCCCCGCCGACCUUGCCGCCUUCCGAGACCUCCUGCUCGCCCUGGGGGUCCGCGAGUGCCUCUCGGGGAAUGAGUACGCCGCUGUGCUUGCGAGCAUCGCUAAAGACGCGCAAGGCCGCCCGCUCGCGCCGCGCCAGCUGGCGGCUGCUGUCUGGCUGGUGCAGCAUCUGGCGGAUCUGCAGUUUGAUUCCGGGGCGGCGGGCGGGGGAGGCGGGGUAGGAGCGGGCGGAGUGGGGGGUGGGGGAGGGGGAGGAGAAGGAGUGGGGGUUGUUGCGAGGGGAGGAGGGGGAGGGAGAGGAGGAGGCAUGGUGUAUGUGCCAGACGCACAGGGAAUUCUAGUGCAUGCCUGUGAGCUUGUGUAUAACGAUGCUCCCUGGUUACCCCAGUUCAUGCGCUCGACUCCCCACUCUCCUCCCUCCUCUCCUUCCGCCGCUCCUUCCGACGCUCCCUCCCCUCCCACUUCCACUCCCUCCUCUCACCAUGCCUCUGCGGCAAACCCAGGCUUCCCAAGCAGCCACGCAGGCUCGGCGGCACCGCCCGAACCUACCCUCCAGGUUCGGUUCGUCCACGCCAAGAUCUCCAACGACGUGGCAGACAGGCUCGGCGUCCGAUCCUUGCGUCGCCAGCUUCUAUUGGACAGCGGAGCAGCAUCCAUGGCUCUCUCCCUCCACGCCUCUGCCUCCUCCCUCUUCUCCCCCACAUCCCUAGCUGCUUCUACCGGGGCUGCUUCUAACGGGGAUGGGGUGGAGGCGUUCGGGCAGCACGAGGCUCUGACUACUCGUUUGAAGCACAUUGUGGAGAUGUAUCCAGAGGGGCCGGGGGUGCUCUGUGAGUUGGUGCAAAAUGCGGAUGACGCCGGCGCGAGGGAAGCGGCGUUUCUUCUGGAUCACUCCCGAUUCGGCGCUUCUUCAGUGCUCAGCCCACGAAUGGCUGACUGGCAGGGGCCGUCUCUGUAUGCUUACAACGAUGCUGUGUUCUCGGAUCGCGAUUUGAUUGCGAUCUCGCGCAUCGGGCAGGAUAGCAAGCUGGAGAAGCCGAGUGCUAUUGGUCGGUUCGGGCUCGGUUUCAACUCAGUCUACCAUUUCACCGACGUCCCGGGGUUUGUUUCCGGGCAGAAUCUGGUGAUUUUUGACCCGCACGCAUCGAACCUGCCCGGAAUCACGCCCUCCCACCCGGGCCUGAAGAUCAGCUUCGUCGGCCGCGGCCUCCCGGACCAGUUCCCGGACCAGUUCCGCCCGUUCCUCCUGUUCGGGUGCGACCUGCAGUCCCCGUACCACGGCACUCUGUUCCGUUUUCCGCUUCGGUCCGAAGCUGCGGCGAGUCGGAGCGAGAUCAAGCACGAGCCGUGCUCUCCAGAGGACAUCCGGCAUCUGUUUAAAUCCUUCCAGCGCUCGGCGACAGAAGCGCUGCUGUUUCUGAGAAACGUGGGACGGAUUUCGGUUUUCGAGAGGAUAGAUGCCGGGAGUGAGCCGAAGCUGCUGUUUUGUGCACAGAGAGUAGUUGCUGGUGAGGGGGGGGCGUCAGGAAUGCCUUUUGUUUCAGCACUUCCGUCGCCAGGAAUGGGUCUGAGGGCCCUGGGGGAUUCGGCUGAUGGGGGCAGUUUGCAGCGAGCUAUUUUCGAUUUUGUUCGGGGCAGCCCGCAAAAUCCUCUGAAUAAGGACCAGUUUUACCACAAGCUGCAGCGGGCAGCUGAAGGGCAGCUGCCGAGGCAAUGCGGGCGGAUCUCGAUUUUAGUGACUGAUGGGACGGGACACGUGGCGGCUUCUGAUUGGCUCGUGUCGAAUGCGCUGGGCGGGGGGCGGGCGAGGGAGUGGGCUGUUGCAGUGGAGAACCGUCCGAGAGGGUUCUUGCCAUGGGCCGGCGUUGCUUGUCUUAUUCAGUGGGAAGAGGAGGGGAACACCGCGCUGUUGAAUCUGAUGGGAGUGGGGGAAGAAUCAGAGGAAAGCAGAGAAGGGAAAGAGGAGGGUGGUAACCCACAAGAAGAGAAGCGCGGAUCAGGUGGGCUAGGAGGCAGCUCCGAGGAUACAGGUAAGGAAAGAACGAGGCUGCAAGGAAGGGCCUUUUGCUUCCUGCCCCUGCCCGUGAAAACGAACCUCCCGGUGCACGUCAACGGCUACUUUGAGCUCUCCUCCAAUCGCCGAGACAUCUGGUUCGGCGACGACCUGGCAGGUGCGGGCAAGGUUCGGUCCGAGUGGAACCGGCGGCUCCUGGAGGACGUGGCAGCUCCGGCGUACGCUCGGAUGCUUGCCGAAGCUACCAAGCAGCUUGGGCACGGGCCUGCGUACCAUGCUCUCUGGCCUGGGGCAGGCGCAGGCUCGGGGUUGCGUUCGGGCGUGGAUUCUGGCUCGGGUGCGGCUCGGAGGCAGGUUCGGGGAGAGCUGGUGGAGCCUUGGGAAUCGCUGGCGAAUCGGGUGUAUGUGUGUGUGACUGAGCUCGAUCUGGGUGUUAUCUGGACAGGGGCAGCUGGGGGGAGGUGGAUUUCUCCAAAACGGGCAGUUUUUGCAGACACAGGCUACCCAAAAAUGGAAGAUCUCACAAAUAUUCUGGUCCGCGCAGGCCUUCCUUUGGCAGAUGCUCCGUACCCAGUGGUGGAAAGAUUUCGCUCGGCCUGCCCGCAGCUCAGGUUCCUGACUCCAGCGCUCCUCAGAAAGACUCUGAUUGGCUCGGGCAGGCAGAUUCUUUCGAGCUGCCCGGACGUGGGCCUGGCACUGAACUACUGCCUGAGUGACGUGGACGUGGAAGAAGCUGCUGAGAAGCUUCCAGGCCUCCCACUCAUUCCUCUGGCCAAUGGUACUGUAGGCGCGUUUUCCAGGAUUGACAGUGGCAGCAGCAGCAGCGGCGGCAGCAGGAGGGGUGGGUUGAUGAGUGGUGGUGUGAUGGGUGGGCGUUGGAGCGCUGGGAUGAUGAAACAGUGGGACUCACGAGCCAAGGCCACAGCCAGCAGCAGCAGGGGGGCCUUUGGAACAGCAGGCAGUGGCAGCAGCGGGGGUGCCGGCAGCUUUGGGGGAGGAGGGGCGGUGAGGCUGAUAGUGACUCGGAAUGAGGCGGAGUUUUCGCUGCUGCUGCCCAGUGCCGCCCACCUACUGGUGCACCGACAGCUGGCAGCAGAGCAGGGCGAGGCGUGGGGGAAGCUGCAGGCCAUGGCCGGGUGGUGGGAGGAGGGCGAGGGGGACAGGGAGGGGGGUGGUGCGGGGGGAAAUGCAGGUGGGGCUGGUGCUGAAGGGGGCAUGGACGUUGGAGAGGUGCUAGGGUUUCUGAACGAGACUCAGCAGCAGCAGCAGCAGCAGAGGCGUAGGGAAAGGGCGAAUGCAGGGGUGAAUCUGGCGGUGGUGUCUGUGCCUGUGCUGGCUGAGCUCAUGCCUCUGCUGCUGCCAGAGUCCUGGCGCGGUCAGGCGUUUGUUGCAUGGCGUGGUGGUGCGGGCGAGGGGGAGAGAUGGAGAGGGUCAAGGGGAGAGGGAGAAGGAGAGGGGGAGGGGGAGGGGGAGGGAGAGGGAGAGGGAGCAGGUGGGUUGCUGAUUCAGGCAGACAUGAGCGCUGCAGCAGCAGCAGGGGGAGCAGCAGGAGGAGGAGGAGGAGCAGCAGCAGCAGCAGCAGGAGGAGGAGCAGCAGCAGCAGCAGCAGGAGGAGGAGGAGGAGGAGCACGAGGAUUCGGUCCUGAAGUGGAAGGGAUUGAGUUCUUGGAGUCCGAGGGACCGUCCCUGGAGUGGAUUCAGCAGUUCUGGAGCUACCUCUCCUCCUCCGCCUCCGCCUCUCCCACUACCACCGAUUCCCACAUCCCCACCACCGCCAUCACCACCUCCUCCUCGUCCUCCUCUCCCUCUCUUCCCUCUCCACCUCAUGCCAGCCUGUCGCUCAUCGCUGAUUGGCCACUCGUCCCAACCACCAAUGGGCAGCUGCGGCAGUUGCAGGCAGGGGGCCCGCUGCUGCGACCGGGGGGAGGGGACGGGUGGAGUGAGAACAUGCUGUGUGUCUUUGCACGCGUGGGCGUGUAUGUGGUGCGCAGCGAUGUGAAUCUGGAUCACCCGGGCUUGAGGGAGUAUCUUCACGAGGCCUCGGCUGCUGGGAUUCUCGACGCCAUUGCUGCUGCCGCCGCGAACCAUGCUGCUGCUGCUGCGGCUUCUGCCGCCGCCUCUUCUGCUGCUGCAGCGAAUAGACGAGCAGUGGGAGUAGGCCUGGCAUCGUCAGAUGUUAGAAGAGCAGGAGCAGGAGGAGGAGCAAGAGUAGGGGCGAGAGCAGGAGCAGGUUCAUAUGGGGUAGGUCUAGCUGUGUCAGUUGACCUUGCUGAGUCAGCAGCAGCCAACCCGUCAGCAGCCUCUGUUGCUGCAGCAGCAGCACUAGUGCCGCAUCUAGAUGCGCUCCUCUCGCUCUUCCAGGGAGCAACGGACGGGGAGAGGAGAGAGCUGCGCAGCAUCUUGUGCCAGUCCAAGUGGUUCCCCCCGACAGAUGGCCCUUCCGACUCAUCUGCUGCUGCUGCUGCUGGUACGGUUGUUGCACAUGCCUUUGGCCUGUCCAGAGGUCUCAAGCAUGUUUCAGAACCUGCCCCGUCGCAUCCAGGUGGCGUUCUCUCAGAGCGCCACAUCAGCAUGCUGCGAGCUCUGCCGAUCUUCGAGUCUUACGGCACCUGGUCGGCCCCUGAAACCCGGUCAGAUGCAGAUAAGAAACAGCAAGGGGGUGGUGCUGGCCUCUCCGCUGGCCCCUCCGCUGGCCUCUCCACUGGUCUCUCCGCUGGGCGUGUGUUUGUGGAUCUGCUCACAGCUCCCCGCUUCUUCGCCCCGCCAUCCAUCGACGAGUCGCUUCUCGACGCCUCAUUCGUCCGCGUCGACUCCGACAAGGACCACCGAAUCCUGCGCUGCCACCUGGCGGUCUCCCCGAUCUCCCGCACUGCGUUCUACCUCAACCACCUCUUUCCUCGCAUCCGUGCCGCUGCUGCCGCCGCCGCCACCACUGCUACUGCUGCUGCUGCUGCCACUGCCACUCCUGCUGCUGCUGGCGGUGGUGCCGCCGCCGCAGCAGCAAAGGCAACAGCAGCUGCAGCGGCAGCAAGGGGAGGGGUGAAGGGAUCAGCGGUGGUGCCGUUGAGUGGAGAGGCGGGGGUGGCAGCGAUGGUGGCAGUGGUGAGGGACCUGCCGCGGCUGGCAGAGGAGGACGAGCGGAUAGUGAAGGAGCUCAGCAGGCUGCCGUUCCUGCCCACUCCCUCCAGCCUGCUCAAGGCGCCCUGCAGUCUCUACGACCCGCGGGUCGCUGAUCUCACAUCUCUCCUCCACGCUUCUCUCUUCUUCCCAGCACCGCCCUUCUCCUCCCCCGCCCUCCUCCCCACACUCCUCUCCCUCGGCCUCCGCACCACCAUCGACCGCCGCGCACUGCUCGCCUCUGCCCGGUCUAUCCAAGAGGCUUGCCGAGCAGGGGGCGAGGGACAGGGUGCAGCAGCAAGGCAGGGUGUGGCAGUAGGAAGGGGUGGUUCUGAUUUUGAUUGGUCAGCUAGUCAUCGCGGUGAGAUCUUGGCUCGAGCGCGUGCCUUGCUGGCACAUCUGGAUGCCCGCCAGGUGGCGGAAGAUCAGUGGAGGAGCCUUGGCGGAGGGAGGGCAGGGGCCGAGGAGGAGCAGGAGGGUCAGGAUGGGCUGGGAAGGAGGAGUGGUAGUGGUGGUGGUGGUGGGUUUGAUGAUGGGUUUCUGGAAGGUGGUGGUGAUUGGUCGAGAUUGGGUGCGCUGGGUGGCUUUGCCGCCCAGGGAUUCAGUGGAGAGGAUGGGUAUGCGGCUGUGGUGGGGAGGCAUAGGGGGAGCGAGGCAGAGUGGGGUGUGGGUGCUGGUGGUAGCAUUGCUACUAGUACUGCCGGCAGCAGCAGCACCAGCAGCAGUGGCGGUGGUGGCAGGAGCAGUAGCAGCAGUGGCGGCCGCAUUGGUGAAGUUGUGGAGGAGGAUAUUCCCGAGGAUGCUUUUUGGGAGGAGCUGAAGGGGAUCUCGUGGUGUCCUGUGCUGCAGAGACCACCGGAUUCCGCCCUUGCUACUCCCGGCAGUGGCGGCGGUGGUGUUGUGGACGACGUGUGGGUGGUGGGCGGCAGCAUGUGCAUUCUGGGCGGCGAGGUGCGGUCGGACAGCCUGGCGCGCAAGCUGGGGUGGCGGGACCCCCCGCCUGUGGAGGCUCUGGUGUCUCAGUUGCUUGCUCUGGCUGCUUUGCAUGGGUGUGCUGUGGCUGAGAGGAGGGGGCGGGAGGAGAGAGGGGAUAGGAGCGGGGAGAGGAGGAGGGAGAAGCGAGGGCACAUGGGCUCUCCGUCCUUUUCUGCCGCCCGGACGUCCUUCCAAUCAGUGGCCUGCAUUUGGGUCGGCGACACAUUCAUCGCACCUUCCUCCCUCGCCUUUGACUCGCCCGCCCACUUCCACCCCUACCUCCAUGUCGUGCCGACAGAAGCCGCCCGCUUCCGCACCCUGCUGACGUCGCUAGGCGUCAGAGAGACAUUCAAGGUGGGGGAUUACGCCCAGGCGCUAGCCCACCUGAAAAGAGACCUGGAGUGGCGAGACCUGAGGCUUGGGGGAGGCUCGGGAGAGGUUCGGGGAGCUGGAGGAGCAAGAGGAGGUUCGGGGGGAGGGGGAGCAGGAGGAGGGGAAGGAGGGGGAGGCAGAUCUGGGGCUUUAUCUCCAGACCAGUUCUCGUUUGUGUUGAGGGUUUUGGAGGCUAUAGUGGAUGCCCUACCGCCAAGUGGCGAGCCGCCAUUGGCCGGCACGGUCCUGGUACCUGAGGCUUCAGGAGGGCUGGUGGCGGCUCGGGAGCUGAUUUUCAACGAUGCUGCGUGGCUCGGUAAAGCAACGGUGGACGGGCGGAGUCGCUUUGUGCAUCCCGACGUGCCCCACGCCAUAGCGGAGCGCCUUGGCUCGCGCUCCCUGCGAGGGCUGUCGCUGGACGGCCCCUCUGCUGCCACCUCGCUGCCUUGCCUCCCAGCGGUGGUGAUAUCGGAGCUGCUAGAAGGCUGGGCAGCGGACGCGCACCUCCUCCUCUUUGAUCUGCUGGAGGUGGCGGAUGCAUGUGGUGCCCGGGGAGUGGAGUUUGUGUGGGACCAGCGGCACCACCCGGAGAUCUCCCUUCUGCAACCCAACCUGGGUCAACUCCAGAGUGGUGCCCCUCACUCACCGUUCCCUUCCACGGAGCUCAGCUCACAUCAGAACACAUCUCCCACCCGUACAUGCACGCCUCUCCUCGCCCACUCUUCCAUUCCCUGCUCUCUUGCUCCGUCCCCUUCCAUUCCCCCUCACCCACAUCUGCAGGGUCCUUCUUUCACCAUCCUUUUCCACGGAGCCCAGCUCACCUCAGAGGACAUUUGCCAUCUGCACACGCCUCCCCCCAUCCGUCUCCGCGACGCCACGUGUCGCUACGGCACUGGUCUGCUGGGCGCAUACCACCUCUCCGACCUCCCCCUCAUAGUCUCAGGAAGCUUCCUCUACGCCUUCGACCCCUCGGGUCAUCAUCUUUUCUCUGGUUCGGCUGGUGGUGCUGCUGGUGCUGGUGGUAGUAGUGGUGGCUUGUCUGGUGCUCGUGGCUCAUUAGGGUCACCUGGUGGAUCGAGGAGGAGAGGAGGAGGGGGGAACGACAUGGCUGCUCCUGUUGCUCGAGCCUUUUCCCUCAAAGGCUCAGGCUCCUCAAGCUUCAUCAAUCGAUUCCCUGACCAGUUCCGGCCCCUCACCUUCGCCCCUUCCUCCUCCUCCUCCUCUCACUCUUCUCACUCCUCUCACUCCUCUCACUCUUCCCACUCCUCUCACACCUCCACCACCGCCACCUCUUUCUGGGACGAAAACACGGUACUGCGCUUGCCCCUUCGCACGCAGCAGCAGGCAGACUCUAGUCCAAUCAGGAGAGGCCACGUGGCAGGGCCGUGGGAUAUUGUUCUGAUGGCGCAGCUGCUGCAGCAGCACGGGGCGGCGUCGCUUGCCUUUUUAAACUCUGUGGAGACGGUGUCGUUCUCUGUGUGGCCGGCUGACGCUGUCCAACCAGAAGAGUUUUUCCAUGCCCAGGUCCGAGCAGGCAUGGGGUCACUGAGAGCGCCCUUUCAGGACCGCAAGGUGCGGAAGCAAGGCUUCCUCUCCAGCCUCUUCGCCCCGGGAGGUGGGGGCAGCAGUGGCACCAGCAGCAGCAGCAGCGGCGGCAGCCUGAAAGCGUUCACUCUUGACGUUCUCACCAAGUCGCAGUCCCUUGCCCCACUGCUGCCGCUGCUGGGGGGUAGUGGUGGAGGGGAGGGAGGAGAGGGUGUGGAAGGAGAUGAGGGGCUGGGGCGUGGGGAGGGUGGAAGGGAAGGAGAAGGGGAGCAGAGGCUGGAGAAAGGGAAAGGGACAGAGGACGUGGGAGGGGAGAAGGGGACACUGCAGAAGCAGCAGCAGGAAGAGGAAAGGAGGAGUGGAGAGAGGUUGGGGAAGGUUGCGGGCCACGCGGGAGGUGGUGGAAAGAAGGCUGGAGUCUCUGACGUGGCGAUUGAUCGUUGGCUUGUGGUGCAGACGUUUGGAGCUGGGAGUUCCCUGGAUAUGGCAAGAAGCAAGAGGUAUCUCUCCUUCAACCUCUCACCAGUGGCCGGCGCCGCCACCCGAAUCCUCCGGAACGGCGAGAUCAUCCCCUUCGCCACCAUCCACCCCUUUGCCCCACAACCAGAAGCAUUACCACCCCUCUCAACCGUCUCCUCUUCCUCCUCCAACCUCUCCGCCCUCCGCCCGCUCCUCCCGCCCUCGGUUGUUCUCGCGCCGCUGCCCGUGCCUCUCAACCUGCCCUUCCCAGUGGCUCUUUUCGGCCACUUCCUCCUCCUCCGCAACCCCGGAUCCCCUCGCUCCCUCUUCCUCCCUUCCCCCUCUUCCUCUCCCGCGUCCUCCUCCCUCUCCUCCACUCCUUUGCCGCCGUCUGCUGACGUGGCACCGGACGCCACGUCAGCAGCUGCCACGUCACCGAUGGACGCGCUGAUGCAGGCGUGGAACGAGGAGCUGCUGACAGGUGUCCGCGAGGCGUACAUCGGCCUCCUGCUGGAGAUGCAGCGGAUCAGAAUCGGCGAAUCACGGCUCGUAUCGGGCAUAUCUGGCCCUGCUUUCCCUGAGAAUGAGCCGAAAAGACAGCCAAUAGCAGCAGCAGGCGCUGCUACAACAGGCGAUGAGGUGGCGCUGCGUGAUUGGAUGGUGCGGCCGAUGUACGUCCGGCUGGCAGAGCUGCCCGUGUGGCAGCUCCACAGUGGAGCAGCCGUGCAAGUCAGCCAAGGAAUGUUCCUCGUCCCGCCCCCGGGAUCUUCAACCACCCUGUCUAUAAGCACCCCUUCGACCAGCACUCCUGCCAGCAGCAGCUUCGUUAUAAGCACAUUAAGCACAUCUGCUAAUAGUGGAGCGCCGCCAGAAGCGGUGUGUGAGUUUCUGCGGGCGCACUACCGCGUGUUCAGCGUGCCGUGGGACCUGGUGGGGGAGCUGCAUGCGGCCGGCGUGGCCACUCAGGCGCUGACACCUGGCAUGCUGCGGUCCCUGCUGCGCGGGCCGAAUGCCACCACGAGCUCUGUCCCCGUGACGACACAGGUCGAUUUGCUGGAGUAUUGCUGUGCCGACAUUCAACUGCCCGACCCGGCCUCUUAUCCCGUGCUGCCACCUGGCAGCUCAUCAUCUGCCAGCCAGGCUGGCAGCGCUGCCACGUCAGCAGCACCACGUGGCGCUGCAGGAGCGUUUAGCAUGAUUCCACUGCCCAGAGAGGGCUAUGGGCAUGGUGGGCAAGGGCAAGGGGAUGGCAUGCGCAGUGAUGCAGAUGCCCUGGCGGAUCUUAUGGCUCAGUUCGGCCGCUCCGUGUUCGAUUUCGGGCAGAAUGUUCUCGACGAGCUUGAUGCUGCCCGGGCAGGUGCGACGGGCAGCGAACAAAUGAACUCGGGAGAAGGAAGGGGAAGAGGGGGAGGAGGGAGAGGAGGAGGUGGGGGAGGAGGGGAGGGAGAGGAGAGGCAUGCACUGACAGAGGAGGAAAGGGAGAGACUUGCAGCAGAGGAAGCUUUCAGGAAGGCAGCAGAAACCAAGGUUGCAGAAAUGAAGGGCGUUCCCAUACCUACUGGUACGGUGUCCGACCCUGCGUUCCGAGCCUUCCAAUCCGAGCCUCAGAGGCACGGUGGGGCCGGCGGGGGUCUGGCUAGGCUCGGGAAAGACCUCCUCAUAGUCGCCACAUGGGACCAGCAGCGGCUGUUGCCGAACCUAGCGCACAGGUUCGUUCACCGAACCUGCCUGGCUCGCCAGCUUCUGAAAGCCCUCUUCCUGCACCCGAGGUUCUGCGAGCUGCUGACGAUGCAGCCAUUCACGUUGCGCCACCUGGCAGACGGGCUGGCUACAGUGUUUUCUCGGCAGCAGAGGGCGGAGGCGGAAGGAGAGAUGCUGAUUGUGUGGGGCGAGGGAGAGGGGGCGGAUGUGUGUGGGGAGGAGGAGGGAGAGCAGGGAGAGAACCAACAGCAGCAGCAGCCACAGCAGCAGCAGCAGCAGCAGCAGGAAGCAAAUCGUCCAGUCACUGCCACCACAGCCAUUGCAAGCAGCAGCAGUCUGCAGGAGAGCACCUCUAGGGACUCGCCCUUGGGCCCUCUCUCUCCUGCCUGGCUCAGGGCCUUCUGGGCUCUGCUGAAACGCUCCUCCCUUUCUACGGCAACUGCUACCCAGGCACUUGGCAGCAGCAUAGGGCAGCAGGAGUGGGUGGAGAUCUUUGAAUCAUGGCCGUUGAUUCCCGCCGUGACACGUGGCGGCAGUGUACUAGUCAAGGUUGCUUUCCGGGCAGCUGUUUUCGUCCCUCCAGAUGCAGGUGCGGCUCCUGCCGAGCCUCCUGCUCAGCCUCCUGCCGAGCCUCCUGCUGAGCCUCCUGCCGUGCCACCUGCCGAGCCUGCAGUGCCUGUGUCAGGAUUAGGAACUAGUGGGGAAGGUAGUUCAGGGGGAGGUGGCAUUCAGGGCUGGGAAUCUGCUGCAGUGGCAGCUGUAGGGUGGGCUGAUUUUGGAGAUUCAGCUACUGCUGGCACCUCUGCUGCCUCUGAUGUAUCUUCUCCUGUUGAGAGUUCUGAAGCUGGAGCAGCCAAUGACAGGCUGCCACGUGGCACCACAGCAGAGUCUGAAACCAGAGGGACCACUACUCAGUACUCGCAGAAGCACCUGAGCUCUGAGGUUCGGCGGCUGCUGUGGAGAUUCGGAGCGCUGGACCGGGACCACCCGUGGCUGCUCCCGGUCCUGCGGGACAGGCUCGGCAUCCCGAUCUUCGACCGGAGGUUCGUCGCUUGCUCCGAAGCACUCCGGUGCUGCGAGGAGGCUCGGAUAGGAGGCUCGGACAACACCCAUCACACCCAGCAGCAGCAGCAGCCGCAGCUGUCUCUGCAGCAGCUGGUGCUGGCUCGGCUGCUAGCAGUUAAAUCAUUUGAUCAACUUCCUCCCCCUGCUGCUCUCGCUCUAGCUCUCUCUCCUCAGGACUGUGACCACUUAGUCUCGUUCUUCGCCUCUCACGUCCGCUCGCCCUCCUCCUUUCUCCAGUCCCUCGCCAGCACCAUCUCCUCUUCUUCCUCCUCUCCCUCGCCCUACACCCCUCAAGAGCUCGCGCUUAUCCGCUCGCUCCCAAUCUUCAAAACCACCCUCGGGAAUUUCACAGCCAUUGACCCUGACUUGCACUGCGUCGCGCCACCUGUCGCAUUCUACCAACCAAAAGAUGCCACGUGUCUGCAGGACAGGGAUUCUCCCGGGGAGAAAGCCCUGCUGAGCUGUCUCGGCGUGAGGGUCAUCGACGAGGCGGAUGUUCUCGCGAAAUUUGCGCUGCCCGGAUUUGACGGGCAGGGCGAGGAGGAGAGGGAGAGGGUGCUGCAAUACGUGGUGCAGCAUUGGCAGCAGCUGAAGCAGAAGCCAGCCGUUGUGGACGCGCUGAAAGAGACAAAGUUUGUGAUACCAGCGCCGCCCGCCGCCGAUGCUGCCUCUCUCUUCCCUCCUCCUGAUUCCUUCCCUGCAAUCGCUCUCUCUGUUGCCGCUGCCACCUCAGCACCUCUCACCACCUCCUCCUCCCCCCACCCUUCCCACCCUCUCGACUCUUUCCCCUCCGCUUCAAUUUCUUCUGCCCGAGUUCGCCCGUGUGAUCUCCUCGACCCAGCCAACGACCUCCUCCGGCAAGUUUUCGUGCACUGCCCAGAAAGGUUCCCGGGCGGGCAGUUUGAAACUUCGCGGUGGCUGCCCGUGCUGCGGGACUGUGGCCUCCAAUCCGCCUUCACUCCUGACCUCUUCCUCCAAUGCGCUUCCGCCGUGGAAGCGCGGUACGUCUCCUUCCUGGAAUCUUCCUCUGCUGCUGCAGCAGCAGCUGCUGCAAACACUGCUGGUGGCGCAGCCGGUGUUGCUGCUGCUGGUGGCAACUCUGCAUCGGAUUCGUUUCUGCUGUUUGGGGGAGAGGACCCCUCUCAGGAGAGCGACACAGGGGACUUUGAGAAUGUGGAUUUGUUUUCGGGAGGCCGCACCACCGGUGGCAGCAGCAGCAGUGGUGGCCUGUCGAUUGCUGCUGGAGCAGCAACAGGAGGAGGGGGGGUGGUGGGAGGGGGCCCAGUGGUGGGGGUGGAGGAGGAGCUGUGGGUGGUGGCAGGGCGGCUGACAGAGGCGCUGCUUGCAAAUGUGGCGGUGGUGUUUGGCAGCAGUGCCAUGGAGUCACUGGGGCAGAUCAGGUUCAUUCCAGCAGAGCGGGGAAUACCAACAGGCGGGGCAGCGGUGGAUAGGCGGUGCCUCGCCAGCUAUGCUGCCUGCGUGGCGCCGUCUGAUUGGCCGCUCGCGUGGACGGCGGUGCCUGUGCUGGUGAGGGAGGCGUUUGUGCCGCCGCAGUUCACGUGGCUGAAGCUCAGCCUCAAGUCCCCGCCGCCUCUCUCCCUCGUUCUCACUCACCUCAAGGUCUUGGGUCGAGGGGGGGGAGAGGAGACCCUCGCCCGUUGGCCAAACAUCGUAGGAGGCAAGUCAGUGGAAGAAGCGUUUGAGCAGAUUUUCAAGUUCCUCGCCUCCCAUUGGUCCUCCCUCGACCCGCCCGACAUCCGCUCCUUAAAGCCCGUCUCGCUUGUCCCCGUCGCCAACGGCACCCGCCUCGUCCCAGCCUCGGCGCUCUUUGCCAGGCUCGGCCCGGACCUCGCGCCGUACCUGUUCGAGCUGCCUCGGCGGUUCCUGCCAUUCUCCCAGCUGCUGGUGGACCUUGGGAUGCACGACUCCCCCUCGCCCUCUGCCCUCUCCUCCUUCCUCUCUGCCUUGCACCGCUCUUCCGGAGGGCAGAGGCUCAACCCGAACGAGCUACGAGCUGUGCUCAGAAUCUUGAGACUCGUGUGUGAGGGAGAGGAGGAGAAUGGGGGAGGUGGAGGAAGAGGAGGAGCAGCAGGAACGCUGCCUUGUCGCUCUGCAGCGCUCUCUCCUCUCCUGGCUCACGCCGUGGUUCCGGACGAUUCGUGCCGGCUCGUCCCGGCCCAUUCCUGUGUGGUGGUAGACCCAGCUGCCGUUUUCCUAGCCAAUGAAAUCGACCCACGCUGCCUUCGUCUCGUGCACCCGCUCCUGCCGCCGAGCCACGCGGCCAGGCUCGGCAUCCCGAGCCUGUCGCAGGUGGUCGAGCAGGAGCUGGAUCCGAACCUGCUGAUGCAGCAGGUUGGCUCGGUCGGGGCAGCAUCUGCUACAGUAGCGUCUCUCCCGCACGUACUAUCUGCCGCCCUCAGCCAAUUCCUGGGCUCUCCCGUAUGCUUGCCUCUUGCCGCCCUGCUUGACUGCCCACCGAGCCUCCAACCGGGCCUCCGCCGAGCCUUGGCGCUCGGUUCUCCAGCAGCCCUGGUUUCUGCCACCUCUGGCAGCUCUAGAUCAGGUUCGGAAGCCGAAGGCGAAGAGGAGGGGCGUUUGGGUGCAGAACUAGCAACCUCAGGCUCGGAAGGGCAGGCUCGGAUGCCAAGCCUGUGGCAGCAGCGGGUGGCGGCGGAAAGGGGAGGCAUGCCUGGGGAGGUUGUAGCAGCUGCUGACGUGGCACUGCUACAGUGCCACCCACUGAGGCCGUUCCACGCAGGGGAGGUUAUAGCGUGGAGAGAGGAGCGAGGGGGAGGAGGCGGGGGGUUGCUAGCAGGCAAAUGGUUUGGGCAGGGGCAGGGGGCAGGAGGAGGAGGGGGAAGCAGUAGAGCAGCAGGGAGCACACUCGAUCCUGCCUCAUCCUCGCCCGCAGCACCCGCAUCCACGCUGCGCUAUGGCCGCGUGGUGGCGGAUGUGAGGGCGACAGCAGGCCAGGCGCUGUGCCGCGUGCAGGUGGAGACCUUCCCCAACGAGAUGCGCCUGCUGCUCUCCUCCUCCAUCCUCUCCUUCAAAUCCUCCACCUCCUCCUCUGCCUCUGCUGCAGCUGCUGCAGCAACGGCAGGGGCAGCAGGGGAAGAUGCAGCUCCCCCUGCCGCUGUUGCUGCCUCUCCAGGCUCGUUGGCUCUUCCUCCCACUUCUCUUGGUGAAGCUGCCAGCUCAGCAGCGACGUCGCCGCCAGCUGGCGCCAUGUCAGCGCCGUCGGUGGUCCCGCCUGGCGAGGUGGUGCGGGCUGUGAACGACAUGCUGGCGGCGGCAGGGAUCCCGCUGGGCGGCGGGCAGCAGCGGCUGCUGACUCAGCUGCUGACGAUGCAGGAACAGGUGGCGGCGGUGGAGGCCACGCUGGCACAUGAACAGGCACGGGCCGAGCAGGCGGAGAAGGAAGCGGAGUCGGCCAAGGCGGCCUGGACGUGCCGCAUCUGCCUCGCUGCUGACGUCAGCGCGGUGCUGGUGCCAUGCGGGCACGUGCUGUGCGCCAGCUGUAUUGCCAGCGUGCACCGCUGCCCCUUCUGCCGCUCCCACGUGGUGCAGACAGUGCGCCUCUUCAGACCAUAG
Closterium sp. NIES-65 is the source of this 19929-nucleotide messenger RNA. The record is from the annotation of a GenBank genome assembly. NCBI's taxonomy places the organism in Eukaryota, Viridiplantae, Streptophyta, Zygnematophyceae, Desmidiales, Closteriaceae.